This is a messenger RNA of Ictidomys tridecemlineatus (thirteen-lined ground squirrel), 5625 nucleotides long. Lineage: Eukaryota; Metazoa; Chordata; Mammalia; Rodentia; Sciuridae. The record is from RefSeq and is a predicted model, not a curated record.
GGCCAUGCUGCUGAAACAUUACCUCAUCUUGCUGGUGGGCUGCCAAGCCUGGACUUUAGGCUUGGCCUACUAUGGCUGCCCAAGUGAGUGCACCUGCUCCAGGGCCUCUCAGGUGGAGUGCUCGGGGGCACGCAUCGUGGCAGUGCCCACGCCUCUGCCCUGGAACGCCAUGAGCCUGCAGAUUCUCAACACACACAUCACCGAACUCAGUGAGUCCCCAUUCCUCAACAUCUCGGCCCUCAUCGCCCUGAGGAUCGAGAAGAAUGAGCUGUCACACAUCAUGCCUGGUGCCUUCCGCAACCUGGGCUCGCUGCGUUACCUCAGCCUCGCCAACAACAAGCUUCAGGUUCUGCCCGUCGGCCUUUUCCAGGGACUGGACAACCUGGAGUCUCUCCUUCUGUCUAGUAACCAGCUGGUGCAGAUCCAGCCCGCCCAUUUCGCCCAGUGCAGCAACCUCAAGGAAUUGCAGCUGCAUGGCAAUCACCUGGAAUACGUCCCCGAUGGCGUCUUCGACCACCUGGUGGGACUCACCAAGCUCAAUCUGGGCAAGAACAGCCUCACCCACCUCUCACCCAGGGUCUUCCAGCACCUGGGCAACCUCCAGGUGCUCCGGCUAUAUGAGAAUAGGCUCUCGGACAUCCCCAUGGGCACUUUUGAUGGGCUUAGCAACCUCCAGGAGCUGGCCCUCCAGCAGAACCAGAUCGGCAUGCUCUCACCUGGCCUCUUCCACAACAACCGGAACCUGCAGAGGCUCUAUCUGUCCAACAACCACAUCUCCCAGCUGCCUCCCGGCAUCUUCAUGCACCUGCCCCAGCUCAACCGACUUACACUCUUUGGGAACUCCCUGAAGGAGCUCUCCCCAGGGAUUUUCGGGCCCAUGCACAACCUGAAGGAGCUCUGGCUCUAUGACAACCACAUCACUUCUCUACCCGACAACAUCUUCAGCAACCUCCACCAGUUGCAGGUCUUGAUCCUUAGUCGCAACCAGAUUAGCUUCAUCUCCCCGGGUGCCUUCAAUGGACUGACAGACCUGCGAGAGCUGUCCCUCCACACCAAUGCGCUGCAGGACCUGGAUGGGAAUGUCUUCCGCAUGUUGGCCAACCUGCAGAACAUCUCUCUGCAGAACAAUCGCCUCAGACAGCUCCCAGGGAAUAUCUUCGCCAAUGUCAACGGUCUCAUGACCAUUCAGUUGCAGAACAACCAGCUGGAGAACCUGCCCAUGGGCAUCUUUGAUCACUUGGGGAACCUGUGUGAGCUUCGGCUGUAUGACAACCCCUGGAGGUGCGACUCAAGCAUCCUUCCGCUCCGCAAUUGGCUCCUGAUCAACAAGGGUAGGUUAGGGACAGACACUCUCCCAGUGUGUUCCAGCCCAGCCAAUGUUCGAGGACAAUCCAUCAUCAUCAUCAAUGUCACUGGCCCCAGUGUUCCGGCCCCAGGCAUCCCUGAGGUUCCCAGCUACCCCAGCUACCCAGAAACACCACGUUACCCAGACACACCACAGUACCCAGAUGUGCCGCGUUACCCAGACACACCCAGCUAUCCUGACACACCCAGCUAUCCUGACACCACAUCCAUCUCCUCUACAACUGAGAUCACUAGCUCUGCGGAUGACUACACUGAUCUGACCACCAUUGGGGCCACAGAUGACCGCAACACGUGGGGCAUGACCCAGCCCCAAAGUGGGUUGGCCAUUGCCGCCAUUGUAAUUGGCAUUAUUGCCCUGGCCUGUUCCCUGGCUGCCUGCAUCUGCUGCUGCUGCUGCAAGAAGAGAAGCCAAGCAGUCCUGAUGCAGAUGAAGGCACCCAAUGAGUGUUAGGAAGGCAGGCUGGAGCAGGGCUCAGGAAAGGAGAGACUGGAGGAUCUGGGAUUGUGAGCAUUCUGCCUCCACCCUUGGGUCCACAGAGCCAGGCUCUCAGGGCUCUUUCCAGGCCCUAGAGUUGCUCCACUUUGUCCUGACCUGCCUGAUUCUUCUAUGGAGAAGCAGGUCUCACAGGACAUUCUUACCACCAGGGAGAUCACAUGGCUGUAGAAAAGCCCCUGGCAAAUUUCCUAUUCAUAUGCCUGGGCUUCGCUCAGAGGGGCCUUCCCCCAAAUCCUCACCACCUUUCCUUCAAGAACAACUUUCCCUGCACCCAGGCCCCCUCCUGGCCUCUGUAGACUCAAUGGUGAGAAAACCUGCUCACUUUGGGGGAACAGUUCUCCACCAGGACAGCCCCUCUCCUCAGAGUAUUGUGUAAGUUGAUUUUCCUUCUUUUGCUUCUCUUGUUUGUGCCAUGGCUUAACCCUGUCCCCUCAAAUGGAAGUUCUCCCCUUACUUUUCUGCUCCUGAAGGCAGGGUGAGUUCUCUCCUCAAAGAAGGCUUCAAAUCAUUUAGCUGGUUUUUUAAGACCUGCUGAGCCCCCCCCCCCACCCCCUUGGAGGAUGUGGUGAAAGAAAGAAGGAAUCCCAUAUGGCUCAAUUCCUGGACAUAGAGUUACCAUCAGAUCUCUCUUGUGAUUUUUGUCCAGAAAAGAAAGACACACGUGCAACAAGCUCAGCCUUGUAGAGGAUGAUAAUUCCAAACUACAAAGUUUGCUUGGCAAUUUUUAGCCCUUUGUGGAAUAAAAUCGUGAAGAAUGUUUGACUUCUAAAACCAUUUAAUUUCUAAAAUCCGCUUAUUGGUACUGAAUGGAGAAAGAAACCUGGUGCCUGGGGGUCCUUUCAGUCACCCCUAGGGGUUUUCUUUUUGAGUUUUUUAAGUUGAAGUAUAAUAUACAUACAGAAAAGUGGGAGCGUGAUACGGUACGGCUUGAUGAAUUGUCACAAACUGAUCACAUCCAUGUGAUCAGUGUCAAAUCAAGAACAGAGCAUCACCAGAAUCCCCAAACCCAAGCUUUUACUGAAGGACUGGAACAUCUGAGGUUGACAUGGACUUACCUGGAUUCUCACCAGGGGCCUCACUGCUCCCCCAUGGCGAGCUGUUGCAAAGGCCCAGCUGCCAGGGUGACAAAGAUGUGAUAUGGACAGCACAGGAGACUGGCCUGGAGAGGAAUCUUAAUAAACCCUGAGAUCUGGAGGGGACCCAGGCUGGCCAGGUCAGAAGUGUCCUAACUACAGUGGCCCAUGCAACCACAGUGUCUUCCCUGCUGAUAAGCUGCAGCUCAUUGGAGGCUCCUUGCCUGGGCCCUUUUAUGGGCAUGAUAUGCCUAUAUCUGUUUUUAAUUCACUUUCCAUUUGGGGGAAAUGAAAUAGCUCAGAGAUGAGAUCUUUUAAUUGAACAUUCAAGUGUAAUGGGAACCAGGGAUCCCUCUAAUGUUGUGGAAAAAUUCUCCGUCAACAUUAGUCAGCUAGCAGCAAGACUUCAGGAUUUUCACAGACAGCAGAUAUCAAGGCACACUGACAGGUCCCAGUGGUUGGAGUGGCUCUCUGAAGCUCCUCCUACUUAUCAUCCGGUUAUGAGUUAAGUCAUUUGAUCCAGGGUUUUCUCCUCCUUGAGUUAUAGUUGAAUUCCUGCUUGCAUGCCUUUCCUGCUACACACAAAUUCACAGAUGUUAAAGAAAUUAUGUUCAAGGCAACACAUGUCUUUCUCUGGACAACUGAUCCACCAGUUCAGAAAUAAAAGCAGUAAAAUUGAAGAAUUUCAGGUCUCCAUAUCUGCCCAAGAAAGAACUUCAGCUGAUCUCAGGGAUUCAGGUCUCAGGGAUCUACCACCAAUCCUGAUUGACUUUUAUUAGGUCCCUCUACCUCACAAGAUGAGUAAGAAGCCUCAGCAGCAUCAUGAUGACAGGAUGGCCAGGCUCCCCAACACAAAAUGUCCCAGAAGGAAUGUCUAGUGCAUGUCAUAGCUUUUAGCUGUCCCAGAGAAUCUGAUGUCCAGGCAAAAGAUAUUAUUUCCCCAAGGCAAAUCUGGGUCUGCAAAUGUUUUCAAAAUAUUCACAGAAUGAAUGCAUGUGUACUAAGUAAGGCUCACCAGGACCCAAAAAGAAGGGAGCCCCAAGCUUGGGGCAUGACCUUGGUCCUAUUGACAGUAGCCUGCUGCGUGGGCCCAGGGGCUGGAAAGGGAAUGUGGGUCUGCUUUCCUCCAGACAGGAAGCCUGGUUUGGCAUCACAUUCCUCAGACCCAGAACUCUCAGGUGCUUCUUGUGAGUGAGCUCCAGUGUUUCAUUGUGCUUAGGAACAAGUGGCUAGGGAUAGAGAGAGGUAGGAACCCUCAGCAUUCCAUGCUCCCUACCAGCCUUAACCCAGAACCCCUGGGUGUUUCUGACAUUGGCCAUGACAUUGGAAUACCUUCCUUUCUGGCCCAAAUACUGGUCUGAGAACAGGUGUCUUCAGACGAUCCACCCAGGUAGAUCCCAGGUGAAGGGGAUGGGCCUGUUAGAUGACCCUUCCCAGCUUGCCUGUUCCUUUCUCCCAUCAGAAUGGUUUGGAGCCAUCAGCCCUGUUGUUCCUUGUCAGGACUUUUGGCUUCUCUGAACUGUGCUGUUUGGUCAAGGAGUGGCUCCAAAAGCUGAAUGGAGUGCCCUUUUCAAUACAGCACUAUUGAAUGAUGUAUUGGCUCAAUUCUUGGAACUGGAGUAAGCUGAGUGGUCCCUGAAAUGUUGAGUAGGGUACAGAAUUCCCUUCACUUGCCCUCUGGGCACUGGUUUCUAGGCCACCUUGCCGUUCACCAGCAGCCUUCAUGUGACACGGAAGGAAGGAAUCAAUGUUGGAGGAAAGGACCAUUUAAAAAAAGUGUUUACUGUGCACAAGUGUCCUCCAAAGCUCGGGACACAUUCCCCUUUAACCCUCCCAGUGCACCCUUGGGACAGGGCAGAAGACGGUCACAAUAGGUUCUCAAUAGGCUGGGGGUUUACUUCUGCCUUCAGCCUUUACGCAAGACCUCAUGCUCUGUCUAGGGUUUUCACCUUGAGAACAAAGCAAAUGGGAGUCCCCGUCCUGGUGCUCCCUAUACUCUAAGUCACUGGGACCUCACCUGGUACUGUAUGGAUCCCAACUUUGUAAAUACAGGAAACUUGUCCAGCCAUGAAAGAAAAACUGGCCCCUGUCCUGGGAAUUGUUGGUCUGUGUGGAUAGUGUUCCUUCUCUCGAGAAUGUAGAGGUUCUAGAUCUUCUCAUGGGCAACCACACGAUUCCCAUACUUCAGAUGUCAGGGUAGAGCUGAUUCAGGAACCUACUCCCCAGCUCAGGAUAUGUAUGGAGAGCAGACAGCUAGCAAGUCACUAGAUGACUGGAGGUGGGGGCAGAUGUGGGAUAUAUCCCACCCUUUAGCUAUAAGCUACUCAGAUUUGGCCCACGGGGAGGCAGUGGCGGUCUUGUGAAGGAAGCCACCACUGUGGCUGAGAGAGGGCGUGCGGCAGGCUGCUUCCAGGUGGAACUCCUCCCGAUCCUGGGUUCCUUCUUCUAUGGAGAGAUCGUUCUCACCACCCAUUGCUUUCAUGCUGCCUGCAAAAAUAGAUCACCUUUGCCUUGCUAAGAGAAUCACUGCAAAUAGUCCCAGGUGCUUGGCAGUGCAUGUAGCGAUUUCUAGGCCCCCAGGGUUUUAUAGAGUGUGAACCCUGGUGGGCAGGGUUAAGGGUCUGUCUUUUGCUAGAUGCUGCUUGUAACAAAUUUGGUGUACAGAAUCAACAAUAAAUGGUAUACCCAGGA